Messenger RNA from Anopheles maculipalpis, 644 nucleotides. RefSeq lists its product as uncharacterized. NCBI's taxonomy places the organism in Eukaryota, Metazoa, Arthropoda, Insecta, Diptera, Culicidae. Gene Ontology annotation, cellular component: membrane. The coding region runs from base 3 to 644 and encodes 213 amino acids. Gene Ontology annotation, molecular function: ligand-gated sodium channel activity. The transcript has a single exon. Gene Ontology annotation, biological process: sodium ion transmembrane transport. The record is from RefSeq and is a predicted model, not a curated record.
CGAUGGCUGUAGCAAGACCGUUCCGUGUGCUUUAUCGCAUACUGGUUGAUUACUGUUCCAACUGCUCCCUGGCCGGUGUUGGGUACAUCUCCAACCGGAAAUACCACUGGACGGAAAGACUAUUUUGGAUGGCAUGUGUACUAUUCGCGUGGACCGGUUCUUACAUGCUGAUCAAAACGUACAUGGAACUGUUCCGCAAGGAUGCGGUUAGUAUUGUGGUGGAGAAUCUGGAUCCUCGAAAGGACAUCACAAGCUUUCCGUCGGUGGGUGUGUGCGAGAUGGGAUAUACGAAGCAACAGUACGAUGCGUUGCAGCACGUGAUCGAGGGAUUUCGGACGAGCGAAGAGAUGGAGUACAAUUACGAUGUGGAGGAGUUUAUGCUGCGACUCAUCUAUCACAAUCUGUACAACUAUGGUUCGAUCAAGUCAUACUGUGCGAUGUACAAGGAUUGUGACGAUUGUAUUAAAUGUCCGGUCGAUGGAUAUCCGCUAUUUUCGAUUGCGGUCCGUGCGAAUUGUUCGCAGCUAUUUGACGAGUGUAGGUGGAAUGGGAAAGUGUUUGACUGCUGUCGAUACUUUCGUCCAAUACAGACGACGAUGGGGGCUUGCUUCCUGUUGAACUCGAUACAGACCGUUAGCAAGUAA